GAGGCCGCCAUUUUGGACAGAGAUUCCCGAAUGAAUGGUUUUUCUGCAAGAAAAUGCCAAUAAAAGUCGAUUUAGAUCCUCCGCCACCAGCAAAUUCUGUUCAGCCUGGAAUUCAAACUACUCUGUUGUACAGUGGUUCAAAAUUUCAGGGUCACCAGAAGAGUAAAGGCAAUAGUUACGAUGUAGAAGUUGUGUUGCAGCAUGUGGACUUGGAAAAUUCUUACCUGUGUGGGUACCUUAAAAUAAAAGGACUUACUGAAGAAUAUCCAACACUCACUACAUUUUUCGAUGGCGAGAUAAUCAGCAAAAGGUAUCCAUUCCUGACAAGAAAGUGGGACGCUGACGAGGAUGUAGACAGAAAACAUUGGGGAAAAUUUCUUUCUUUUUACCAGUUUGCAAAAACUUUCAACUCAGAUGCAUUCGAUUAUGAUGAACUGAGGAACACAGAUUUUAUAUUCAUGAGAUGGAAGGAACACUUUUUAGUGCCAGACCAUACCAUCAAGGACAUCAGCGGUGCUUCUUUUGCAGGAUUCUAUUAUAUUUGUUUUCAAAAAUCCACAGCAACGAUUGAGGGAUAUUACUACCACAGAAAUUCUGAAUGGUACCAGUCAUUGAACUUAACACACGUGCCAGAACACAGUAUAGCUGUCUAUGAAUUCAGAUGAGAUAUCAUGGGAGGAGUAGUGAGAUUGGAAGCAAGGACUGUAGGGAGGUGAUAGAAUGUCACACCGGUGCUUGUGUCCUUUUUCAUUUUUCGGAAAGUCGGGAAAAUUAAGAGGCUGCUGUUUAAGGAAUCAAUUCAAACACCAUGAGGUUAUAGCUAAAAUGUAGGCCAAAAGUGAGGCGGCAGCCAAGGUUUUGGUUUUGACAGCUUCCCCAAGCAGUGUUUUGUGAGACAACCAAUACACACUGUGAGGUAUCAAUUUCUAUUCCGAAACACCUAAACUGGAUAUAUAUGUUAUUGUUAGGCAUAAUAAAGCAAUAAUGUGCUUUUGGCACAUUUUAUACCCAAGAGGUUGUGGUUGUCUCACUUUAAAACCUUUGCUGUCAAAAGGAGUAGGGAACUUUACAAUUUACAACAGCCUAUUGGGUCUGACAUUUUCACAUUUUGUCUCUAUUGGCAUGGGGUAGACAAGUCUUUAGUGACAUGGUAUUGAAUGUGUAUGAUAAUGGGAUUAUUACAGUUUAAGUGGAUUUUGGCUAUUUUAUUAAAAAUAGAUGAAGUUUAUAUGAUGGCAUUACCUAACUGAUGUUUUUUUUUAAUAAAAGCACGUUUUUUUGUGUUUAUGGCGUCUGACAACUUAACACUUUAUAAGUGUUAUUUUGUGCACUAGCAUAGUGAUUUAUUGAAAUUCCACUUGCUCCAAAUUGACCUAAAAUAGAAGUCUGUUUAUUAGCCCUGUUUGCUUGGUAUUGUUUUGCAUUGUAUUGUGGUAUUUCCAGAGAAUGGACUAUGGAAUAGUUUUUGUAGUAUUUUUAUCUACGAAGUUGUAACUUAUUUAUAUGUAUAUAUGUGCAUUAAUAAUUCGUAAUGUUACUGUUGAACAUUUGAAUCUGUAAAUUUUUAUUUUUAUGUUAAGUCAUCCUACCCUACCGUAUACUGUACAUAUUUGUAUAUGUUAUAAUGUGGUUCUUAGAGGACAUGUUCUCAACUUCAGCCACUCUGUCGUAAGCUACUAACUGUGCUGUGAAUGUGUUUCACAACAUUGGUGACACAAGCACAGCUAUUUUCCGAAUCUGGAAAUUUCGGGAAAGAAAAAUGGUCUUGAACUGCAAUCAUCAACCUGCCUCAAAAACAACUCUCUCAGUUUUGAUCAAAUUGUGAUAAACGGAAAUCUGACUAAAUUUGGCUCAAUAUUGGCUCUUUAGACAAUUACUGGGUGAUUUGUGUUGCAGGGGUAAACCGGGGCACCAUGAGGAAACCCAUGCCAUCAAAGCGUCACCCUUUCUAUGUCAUAUGUCCUCAAUCACAUUGCCAGGAAUCAAAUGCCUCUGAGGGAAACAUGUGCUGUUAUUUUCACUGUACCACUCUGCCAGCCCUGGUUGUCUGAUCCGUAGUUGUUCAAAUUUCAAAACUGUUCUAUGUAUAAUAGUGUAUAUUUCAUUUUAAAAAAACCCAAUAAUUAUCUUUAUGGCAGAGUGGCUUAUCGGAAGAGAAUGAGUCAAGUUAGUUUAAAUAUAAAAUCCUUCUCACCCUCAUCGCUGUAAAAAGUGUUGCAUUCUAUUUGAUAUCUCUUAUUGAAAUAUUGAAAUAUAUAUAUGACCCAUCACACCAAAUUGGUUGGUAAGCCUAGUUUGAUCGAGCAAUCACUGACAAGAAAUAUGUCAAUUUUGAUUCACUUUCAGAUUUUGAAGCUAACUCUCUUUCGAUUUAUGACAACUGUUUGUACCAAAAAGUAUACAGUGCUUUCUCCAGAAGAGGAAGAACUGCGCUCACUAAAAAUAUGUAACAAAUCUUUGAUUGUUUAUAUAGCUGUAACAAAUCUUUGUGUUCUAAAUACAGACUUCAUAAUCUACUAAUCUUAUUAAUCAAUGUAAAAAACAAAUACAGUUUACCACCUAUUAAUUUUGGUAGAAUCGAGUUGUCAAAAAGCACCUUCAUGAUAAUGAUCUACUGACACUAUUGAUGUCCCAGUUUUCUCAAACCUCCCAAAACAAUUGACUUGCUCAAAAUGAACAUGAAGUGUAGGUUAUAAAUACUUGCAGCAUUGUUUGAAAAACAAAUUAAAAUUGAUGAAAUUUGACAAAUGUGUUAUCUGUUAUUCAU
Molecule: messenger RNA, 2767 nt
Organism: Lineus longissimus
Lineage: Eukaryota; Metazoa; Nemertea; Pilidiophora; Heteronemertea; Lineidae
Product: glucose-induced degradation protein 4 homolog
Exons: 5
Coding region: 54-665 (203 amino acids)
Biological process (GO): protein catabolic process in the vacuole; proteasome-mediated ubiquitin-dependent protein catabolic process; negative regulation of gluconeogenesis
Cellular component (GO): GID complex
Source: RefSeq, a predicted model, not a curated record